GUUAAUUAUAAUCUUAAUUAUUAUUAAAGAACUAAAUUGUGAUCAGCUGACAUCAUAAUAUACGAGAUUCCCAGAACAAGAGCAAGUUGAUAUAGGUAGGAAGAAAUUUGAAAAAAAAGUGGUAUGGCAUUCGUAAAAGUGUUAAGUUGCAGUCUAAUAUUCAUUAUCGCGGCGGCUCUUUUUAUUGAUGAACGUAUGUCCAUACCAAAACUCGACAUAUUAUAUCCACAACAUUAUAACAUCAACUUUGUACUAAAUGUCAAUUACGAUGUCUUCCAUGGCGAAUAUAAUGUCAGCAUUUAUAUUCCUUAUGAAACGCAAAAUAUAUACGUUUACACAGAAAAUCUAACUAUAACUCGAGUUAGGGUAACAAACGAUGUACAAAUAUCUAAAGAAAAUAAAGGAGUAGCUUUUGCCCAUAGCACUGAUGAUUUUAUCUAUGACAAUGAAAUAUGUAUAACUACCAUUUCUUUCCCGUAUAAUUUAUCGUUAGGAUUUUACACUCUGAAUAUAAAAUUUAUGGGACUUUUAGCUAAAAAUGGAGGAUUCCGAACUUACAUGAAUCAACAAAAUGAUAGAAUGUGGUUGGCCGCAACGCAUUAUUACAAAUUUGCGAUUCGAAGAUUAUUUCCACUUUUAAAGGACACUAUAUGUGCUAGUUAUAGCAUUUCUAUAAAGCAUCAUGAAAACUUCAUGGCUUUAUCAAAUAUGCCUAAGAUAUGGGAGGAUGUAGAAGUGGAUGGAAAUAAUAUGCAAUGGACACGCUUCCAAACUACUCCCGUAAUGCCCGUUUAUUUCAUAGCGGCGGGUGUGUUUAAUCUCUCCUUUAUUACAAAUUGGAAUACCAAAUUGUUGUACAGAAAAGACAUACUGCCAUAUAUGACAUUUGCAUACAAUGUUGCUAAAAAUAUUGCGUGGUUUCUGUCGCAUAUCAGGAAAACUAAAAUAACUAAUCAUAUCGCGAUUCCGGAGUUGCUCGAUGCAGAAGAGAUAAUAUUGGGAUUCGUUCUUUAUAGAGAAGAAGAUAUUAUCUUUAAUAAAGAAAUAGAUGCUGAGAUACGCAAAAUUGAAAUAGCGCGAGUAAUAGGAUAUAAGGUGGCACACGAAUGGCUUUAUGAUGCAAUCGAUCCAUAUAAAUGGGAACCAUGGUUAAGCAAAGGCUUCGCUACAUAUUUUGGAAUUUACGCCGUCGAUCAGAAAUUCCCAGAUUUUCGGAUACAAGAUUUCUUUGUGGUUCAAAUGCAACAUGAUUUUCUUCAUUGGAGUACAAAGAACACAUGGCCCCUCACAAUCAAAUCAGAAUUUAAUAGUUCUUUUGAAGUACCUCGUUACAUCAAAGCAAGCCUUAUGUUCUACACAUUGCAAACUUUCUCAGAAGAAGUUUUCCAGAAUAGUAUCAGAACAUAUUUGGAUAAUUAUUAUAAAAGCAGUAGUGAUUUCUGGAACGAAAUGCAAGCUGUCAUGUCAGAAUUAGCUUUCAAAAUAAAAUACAAAUUAGAAGACAAAAUAACAAAUUGGAUACAGUUAAAUUAUUACCCUGUGAUAAAUGUGCAAAGAAAUUAUGAUAAAAACAGUUUGAAUAUAUCUGUAGAAGAUUUUAAUGUAGAUAUAUGGAUAUUGAAUGAAUAUAUAGAUAUGAAUAUUGUUACGGAGACUCAUUUAAAAAAUAUUUCGAUUGAAGUGUGGCUAAUACCACAUAUUUCACAUAUUAUUACAGAUCUCAAGAACGAGAAUGACUUUGUAUUGGUCAAUUCACAAAGUGGAUGUUAUCGCGUCAAUUAUGAUGCCAGGAAUUGGAAUAGACUUUCGCACUACUUGAAUUCCGAAUUCUUUGGAAAAAUACAUGUUCUCGAUCGUGCUAAAAUCAUCGACGACGCAUUUCAUUUUCUGAUGACAGGCCGACUAAAUUCUACUGUAUUCUUAAAUAUUUCAUACUACCUCCGGCAAGAUACAGAUUAUAUCGCAUGGUAUCCUAUGUUCAAAAACUUAGAAUAUAUCUCAGGUUUCUUUGCAUAUCCAGAAGGUUUAUAUAGCCCUAUAAAGAGAGAAAUAACGCGACCGUUGGGUGAGAUUUUGUCGGAAAUAAAAUAUCCCGAUUUUAAAUCAAAUAGAACGGAUUUCAUUCAGGAGAACGUUUUCACUAAAUGUUUGAGGCAAGAGGCUGCAAAAUGGUUAUGCAUUUUGAGUGUUGAAUUUUUAAAUGAUGAUUGCUUUUCAGAAGCCAAACAUAAAUUAAAUUUGUAUCUUUUAAGUGGUAACAAAUCUUCAUCACACAAAAUUUGGAUGGGAUGGAAAGAAUGGACAUUCUGCAAUGGUUUGAAGACAGCGGGAAACGAUACUUGGAUGCAAGUGUAUGAUAUAUAUUUGAAAGAAUCAGAUAAAAGUAUUUUAAAAUUUUUAACUUGUUCCAAAGAUCCUUCAAUCAUUCUCCAAUAUAUAAAUAUAAUGACUAAUAUGACAAUAACUAUGGAUUAUAUAAACAGUUUUUUUGUUAUUGUUACGAGGCAUGCAAGGACUGGAUUAUUAAACUGGAUUAUCAACAAUUUCUUCAAAAUAAAACCGAAAGAAAUCAGCUAUAUGAUAGCAUUAACUAUAUUCAUUAAUCACGUAUAUUCUAAAGAACAAAUAAAUGAGAUAAAGAAAUAUAUGGCUAUUUUCAAGAACCGUAUGAAUCCAGACUAUAUGAUUAAUUAUGAAUAUCAAGAAAACGGUAACAUGGUAAGGAAAUCCUUGCCACUUACAAUGAAUAUGAUAAGAGUGUAUGUAAAUCGCAAGUUAGAACUACGUUGGCAUCAAUUAAAGACUCAACUGUACGAAUAUCGAUAUCUUAUAAAAGACUUUGAUGGUGUAUUUAAAGAAUUCUUGGCUGAUUACUCGGAAUCAGAUGAUAGAUACUUUGAUUGGUACUGUUUAUGGAUCUUUGAGCUAUCAGGGAUGCAAGAAUGCCUCCGCAAGCAACAUGCCACGCGUAGUGGAGAGGGUAACGGAGAUGUAGCAGAGGGAGAUAAUAUUAUAGUCUUGAGAGAAAAUUUCCUAAUUAUUCUUUAUAAAUACAAAUGCCAACCACAAAUAAAGUGCACUAUGCAAUGGAAAUACAAAAAAUUGUACACGGCUGGAAUCAAAAAGAUAUUGGGCAGUGCUGUUACGGUGAAUUUAUUAGAGAAGAGAAACUUUUUAUUAGAAAAGUUGAUAUUAUUGAUAGAAAAGAUACGGAAGAUAAAAAAUCAAUUAUCAAUAGAAUUACAAGAGGCAUUAACAAAAGCGCGACAGCUUAGUAAUAAUUACGUUCAAAAAUAUAAAGAAGUGUUACAAUUGAACGAUCCACCUUGUGUACCAUUCUUAACUAAGUAUCGCAAACCACGUAAAUGGCCCAAGAUAAAAUUGAAAUCACCGGGAAUUAAAACUAGUAUAAGUUUGAGCGAAAAAUCGCCAGCUCCAUUACAAACGAUAGCUUCCAGCGUAAAAUUGCAUGAUCCUCCGACAGAAGCUCCACCGCCUCUUGAAUUACCGGAAACAUCACCACACGCACCACAAGUUACAGUUCCGCAACAUAGGGGAGCACAUCAUUUUUGCACCUGUCAUAUUAGGUAUACACUAAACUUUCUGGAACUGUACCUUCAGGAUCACCUAGUCGGGGCUUUCGAUCGCUUCGUUUACUCAAGUUCAUUUAGCGAAUCAUCGCAACAAGUAAGAUUCUAA
Molecule: messenger RNA, 3699 nt
Organism: Camponotus floridanus (Florida carpenter ant)
Lineage: Eukaryota; Metazoa; Arthropoda; Insecta; Hymenoptera; Formicidae
Product: aminopeptidase N
Exons: 20
Coding region: 124-3699 (1191 amino acids)
Biological process (GO): peptide catabolic process; proteolysis
Cellular component (GO): cytoplasm
Molecular function (GO): metalloaminopeptidase activity; peptide binding; zinc ion binding
Source: RefSeq, a predicted model, not a curated record